This is a messenger RNA of Pygocentrus nattereri (red-bellied piranha), 1694 nucleotides long. Its product is annotated as DLA class II histocompatibility antigen, DR-1 beta chain-like. NCBI's taxonomy places the organism in Eukaryota, Metazoa, Chordata, Actinopteri, Characiformes, Serrasalmidae. The record is from RefSeq and is a predicted model, not a curated record. The transcript is spliced from 6 exons. Gene Ontology annotation, cellular component: membrane; MHC class II protein complex. Bases 29 to 751 code for a protein of 240 amino acids. Gene Ontology annotation, molecular function: MHC class II protein complex binding. Gene Ontology annotation, biological process: peptide antigen assembly with MHC class II protein complex; positive regulation of T cell activation; immune response.
CUCAGUUGUCGUUGGGUGUCGAAACAAGAUGAUCCUGAUUCUGCAGCUGCUGCUCGCUCUGAGUCUGAGAGCAGAUGGAUACAGUUGGUACCAAGUUUUAGACUGUAUCUCCAGGUCAUCAGAUCUCUCAGAUUCGGAAUAUAUUACUACAUAUUAUUUCAAUAAGGAUCCAUUCUUACGGUUUAACAGCACGGUGGGGGAGUUUGUUGGAUACACUGAGCUCGGAGUGAAGAACGCAGAGCUCUUUAAUAAAGGACCUGAAGUACAGCGGAUGAGAGGCGAGCUGGAGAGAUACUGCAAACCCAACCUACAGUUAGUCUACACUCAUAUUCUGGAUAAAGCAGUCAAGCCGAAGAUCCGUCUCACAUCAGAAAAGCAGGCCAGUCAGGGUCACCCAGCCCUGCUGAUGUGCAGCGCGUAUGGCUUCUACCCCCCAGCCAUCGACGUGUACUGGCUGAGAGACGGUGAAAAGGUGACCUCUGAUGUGGUGUCCACUGAGGAGAUGGCUGAUGGAAACUGGUACUACCAGAUCCAUUCCCAUCUGGAGUACACGCCCACAUCUGGAGAGAAGAUCUCCUGUGUGGUGGAGCACGCCAGCUCUAAGAAGCCCAUCAUUGUUGACUGGGGAGGUUCUUUUCCUGAUUCUGACCGGGACAAGAUUUUUAUCGGAGCUUCAGGGUUCGUGUUGGGGAUCAUCCUGUCCACUGCUGGAUUCCUCUACUACAAGAAGAAAUCUCCAGAGUUCCUGUGAAGUUCACUGCUGGUUCUUCUGAUGAUGUAGAGUCGUCGUCUUUAAUGUCAGGUGGUGAAGCACUGAAGUCUGUAAUACAGCUUUAAUUACCUGCGUUGUGUUUACAGAAUUAACGUUAGUCUGUAUCAUUUGUUUAAUUUUCUUAAGCAUGAGCUCAUAUUUUGCUUUGUGGAUGUCUUUGUUAUGUUAAUAAUGAGAGAAACAUGUUUGAUUUGGUUGCUGGAUAGGUUUUGUAAAAAGAGCCCAUUUUAAAGCACAUAUUGAAGUUUUAAAUAUUUGGUUGGUAUAUUACAAAGUGGACCAAGUAGUGUUUGAACUAGAUCCAUGUUCUAUCAGACAUUGGUCCAUCUUUUACUUUGUUUUAGCAAAUAAUGCCUCUUUAUAUAAAUGUAGUUUCCAUAAUUUAGGAUACGAGAUUACAUUUCUCAUGUUUAGACAAACAGGUCAAAGGAAAAUACAAGUACACCUACAUCACUGUACUACGGAGCCCCGCUGAUGACAUCCUGUAUACAUAAAAAUAAUGCAUGGCCACGCCUUAUCAAAAUGUGUGAAUGAGAUCCUAAUGUGUGGCCACAACUUAGUAAGGCAUGGGAAUGAGAUCAUGGCUUACGAAGUUGUGGCCAAACAUUAGGAUCUCGCCCUGCGCUUUACUAAGUAGUGGCCACCUAUUAUUUUUAUUUAUACAGGAUGUUACCAGCGAGGCUCCGUACUACACCAAUAGAGAAAAAACAAAAAGGUACAAAGGUCCAGGGUGGGUUAUCCAGGACCUCUUUAAGAGGCUGAUAUAAAGUCCUUAGGAGCCGAUGUGUUUGCAGUCAAUGCCUUUUCUGUAUUAAUCACUGAUUUUUAGAGAUUGCGAUCAGUGUGUGUAACAUUAUUGACGUGGCUGUUGAUUUUGGGUAUUUUGCUGCUACUAAUAAACAUUUCUUAAAGAUUUCUUUAA